AUGGCCAAUUUCAAGGUCACUAGUCAUUCGGGCGCACUGGUGGAAAACACUAAGCUUGACUUCCAAAGCUUGUAUUUGCACAGGUUCAUUUCUGGGGAUAAGAAAAACCAGUAUGUAGUGAUAGAUGGAUUUGGUAGUACUGACCUUGGUCUCACAACCAUCAACAACUGGGCGAUAUAUGAUGGUGCGGCCUCGGAUGCAAAGCUAGUCGCUCAUGCAAAAGGCAUGCGUAUGAACGCUGCUGACUGGUGCAAUUUAUUCAUCAUAGUGUUCGAGCUUGACAGGUUCAAAGGAUCCACGCUUUCUGUGAUGGGGGCAACCACUGAGGAACAAGGUGAAUGGGCUAUUGUUGGUGGGACAGGUGACUUCGCUAUGGCGCGUGGUGUCAUCCAUAGAAAAAUACAUCAAAAAGUAGCUGAUGGAGAUGUAUUAGAGCUUACUAUCGAUGCAUUCUGCCACAGGAAGGGGCAGCCUUCACCCACUCCGCAGCCUCCUGCCCCUUGCCAGCCGAUUCAGCCUCCUGUUCAGCCGCGUCCUGCCCCCACUCCCAUAAAAUAUGGACCAUGGGGCGGAACUGGUGAAAAACUUUACCAGUUCAACCCAAACAUGUCUGUACGCCUAAAGAGUAUGACAGUCUUCCGUCAUUAUGCUGUUAAUGGACUUACUUUCACUUAUACCGGCCAAGAUGGCCAGGAACACACCAGCGAACUUUUUGGUAAUAGCGUUCUUCGUGGCAACAAAGUUGACAGUCAAACAUUUCAGCUCGGCCCAACGGAGUUUCUGACAGGGCUGUCAGGAACAUACGGCCAUGAAUCCAGAUCAAACAAUAUUGCUAUGUAUUCCCUUAAGCUGGUCACCAACCUCGGCAACACUCAUGGACCUUUCGGAACUCCUGCGAUAGGCACCCCUUUCAGCUUUUCUGUGCCUCAGAACAACAGAAUUGUGAGCUUCUUUGGGGGAUAUACGGGUUACGCCAUCAAUUCAAUUGGUAUCUACACGCUCGACAAUUCUGCUUAG
Messenger RNA from Triticum turgidum subsp. durum (durum wheat), 1017 nucleotides. The record is from the annotation of a GenBank genome assembly. Lineage: Eukaryota; Viridiplantae; Streptophyta; Magnoliopsida; Poales; Poaceae.